AGGUCCACCCUCGCGGCCGCGUGGCUGUGCGUCCCGGCUGUUGCCGAUAAAGUUGUUUGAAGUCUGGCAGGCGUCGGCGGCGGCAGUGGGUCACGUGAUCGGAAGAUGGCGGCCCCGGCAGGCGGCGGGGGCUCCGCGGUGUCGGUGCUGGCCCCAAACGGGCGGCGCCACACGGUGAAGGUGACGCCGAGCUCCGUGCUUUUGCAGGUUCUGGAGGACACGUGCAGGAAGUUGGACUUCAACCCCAGCGAAUACGAUCUGAAGUUUCAGAGGAACGUGCUUGACCUCUCCCUGCAGUGGAGGUUCGCCAACCUGCCCAAUAACGCCAAGCUGGAGAUGGUUCCUGUGUCCCGCAGCCGUGAGGGGCCCGAGAACAUGGUUCGCAUUGCUGUGCAGCUGGAUGAUGGCUCCAGGUUGCAAGACACUUUCUGCUCGGGCCAGACGCUCUGGGAGCUUCUCAACCAUUUUGCACAGACGAGGGAGUGUCUGGAACAGCCGAGUGAGGCCAGCCCGGUCUGCGUGUCUAUGAGGGAUGAGGUGACUGGCAGAGCCGCCUUGCAGAGCACGACGCUGCAGUCACUGGGCCUCACCGGGGGCAGUGCCAUCAUCAGGUUUGCCAUGAGGCAACGCAUUUCGGCCAUCAAGCAGGAACCUGGAGGUUCCCGGAGCGAAAGCCCAGGGAGCCCGACUCCUUCCCUGUCGGCCGAACAGGCAGCCAGCAGCCCUCUGCUGCCGUUGAGCUCCAUGGGGCUGAGCCAGGGUGACAUGAGCCGUCAGGACCAAGCAGUCACCUCAGGGGCCAGCCACGUGGAUGGCCUGGGCCCAGAGCCUGUGUCCGUGCAGGCAAAACAGACCUCAAAGCAGCCCACACCUGCCCCCUUUGUGCCUUUUUCUGGCGGGGGACAGCGCCUGGGGGGCCCCUCCGGCUCUGCGAGGCAUCUGAUGUCACCUUCAGCCAAAUUGCCAAAGUCCUUCUCCAGCCCCGGAGGCCCCUCCAAGCCCAAGAAGUCGAGGCCUGGCCAGGAGCCCCAGCCGGAACCGGAGCCGCCGGUCGACCGGGACCCCGUGGUGUGCCACCCUGAUCUGGAGGAGCUGCACCACGCCUGGCCCGGGGAGCUGCCGGACGAGUUCUUCGAGGUGACCGUGGACGACGUGAGAAGACGCUUGGCCCAACUCAAGAGUGAGCGGGAGCGCCUGGAAGAAGCCCCCUUAGUGACCAGGGCCUUCAGAGAGGCUCAGAUGAAGGCGAAGCUGGAGCGAUACCCUAAGGUGGUCCUGCGGGUCCUGUUCCCUGAUCGCUACAUCCUACAAGGUUUCUUCCGCCCCAGUGAGACAGUGGGGGCCUUGCAGGACUUUGUGAGGAGCCACCUGGGGAACCCUGAGCUGCCCUUCCACCUGUUCAUCACUCCUCCAAAAACCACCCUGGACGACCCCACGCUGACCCUCUUCCAGGCAAACCUCUUCCCUGCUGCUCUUGUGUACUUUGGAGCUGAGGAGCCAACAGUCCUCUACCUGGAGCCCAGGCUGCUGCAACACACCGUUUCCCCAUCUGCAGCUGAUGUGCUGGUGGCCAGGUGCAUAUCCAGGGCCUCCGUGACUCCGCCCCCACAGCCAGCCCCUGACCCUGCGCCCCUUGAGUCCCAGCCCGCUGCUGAGGAGGCAGUGGGGCCCCUUGAGCCUAGCCCCAGGGCAGCCCAGCCUGUGAGGAGGGAUCUGGGCAAGGUACCCAAGUGGCUCAAGCUGCCAGCCACCAAGAGGUGAGAUCCGCCAGCCCAGAGAGCCCACUGCUGGCAACAGGAUCCCUCCCCACCCUGAGCGGGAAUAAAGACGAGAGCUUCUCCUGA
Rhinolophus ferrumequinum (greater horseshoe bat) is the source of this 1844-nucleotide messenger RNA. RefSeq names its product ASPSCR1 tether for SLC2A4, UBX domain containing (gene ASPSCR1). The transcript has 16 exons. Bases 106 to 1761 code for a protein of 551 amino acids. NCBI's taxonomy places the organism in Eukaryota, Metazoa, Chordata, Mammalia, Chiroptera, Rhinolophidae. The record is from RefSeq and is a predicted model, not a curated record. Gene Ontology annotation, molecular function: protein binding.